Molecule: messenger RNA, 2432 nt
Organism: Seminavis robusta
Lineage: Eukaryota; Bacillariophyta; Bacillariophyceae; Naviculales; Naviculaceae
Source: the annotation of a GenBank genome assembly
UCGAACGGUAAGGGUAAAUACUACUACCGUAGCUACCCGUACCGGUAGUACGUAGAAAACAGCCAGAAAUGCCACGAACAACAACACCACAACAGGCCGAGCAGGUGGUUCUUCCAAAAUCUAUCAAGUCGCCUUGGUCUCAAAGCCUCCAUCGAUCGGUCAGUCUGCCAUUUUCUGGUUUUUGACAAGCUAACUAUAAGAUGGCGGGCCUCACCGACAACCAAAAGCUGGGUUUGGCCGUUGCGCAAAAGAUAGCCAGCACCUUGUCGCUGUGUGGUUCGAGCUACAUCCUUCAAGCGAUUUGGAGAGACCCGAGGAAGCGGUCCAAGGUCUUCUACCGGCUGCUGGGAUCCAUGUCUCUGACGGAUGUCUUGUGCUCGACUUGGAUGUUCCUGGGGACUUGGGCGGUGCCCCGAGGCACACCGGGGUAUCAUAAUCCAGUGGGAAACCAUGCUACCUGCCAAGCGCAGGCGUUCUUCAUCUGGUUCAGUGUGACGACGCUGAACUUUAAUGCCUGCAUUGCGUUAUACUACCUCCUCUCCAUCCGCUUUGCAUGGAAGGAAAAGAGAAUCCGAGAAUCCAUCGAACCCUUCUUUUAUCUCUAUGCCAUUGGCGUUGGAUUGGGAGUUUCUCUGCCUGGCUUGUUCCUGGGGUAUUAUGGGCCCGCCAACUACUGGUGCUCCUCUCAACCCACGGAUGUUGCCAAGAACGCCUAUCUCAUUUGGUACAUCCCCGCAUGGGUCGUCCUGUUCUUUGUGACCGGUGUCAUGAUUUCCAUUUACGCUCAUGUCUUGGCGACGGAAAAAAAGGCGGAGAAGUAUUCCUUUAAAAAGUCAAUCCUCCGAAUCCAGAUCGAAAGCGCCGCGAUUCAGGGUACAUGUAGUGCUUCGUCGGCAACCAUAAGAACCGCAUUGCGCCACCAAGAAAGCAUCCGGCGAACACAGGACCGAACAAAGCAGUCUAGACAGGUGGCUGUCCAAGCCUUCUUCUACUGCAUUGCCUUUUACCUGACACUGGUAUUCCCAACCACUGUGAGAACCAUGCAAGCAACCAAAGGGGAAACCCCAUAUGCCAUUCUGCUUCUCCACUCCUUCUUCCUACCGGCACAAGGGUUUAUGAACUGUUUGGUGUACAUGCGACAAAGGUGGUCGUGUAACAGAUUACAAAAAAGCUGUUGCCGUUCCCUUUGUUGGCCGCACGGCAGCAGUGACACGGAAGAUGAUGACGCCCACAAUCAAUCCGGUGCUCAUUCUUCCAAGCGAGACGAAUUUGCUUCCCACAAUGAGAUAUUGGAUUUUUUUGAUGACGACGAGGACGACGAUACCGGCAACAAUGAUGGUCAUGGUGGUCAACCGCAGUGCCGGCUUGAAUCAGAAGCGGACACAAAAACAACAAAAGAAACCUCCAGUCUGCAGACCAUGGAUCCAUAGAGGAUGAUGUGUCCAGUGUGAACCAAUUCACCAAAUCAUUGCAUUGAGAUUGACCAACUAUCUUGCAUGGAUGGAUGCAUGAAUGCAUACCAGUUAUUGCAGAUGGACUAGGUACAUCAAUAUUUGGGAUACCGCACCUGGUGAAAGAUUGAAUGAGUCCUCAGUCAGAACACUUCGGAGUCCAGUUGAGUCAAGCAUUGGAAGUAGUAGAAGGACAAUCAGCGGCGCCAGAAAGUGGGUCCUACCGUAUUACAGCAACGCUACAAUAUGCUUACCGUGAGAAAGAGCCCCCAGGCACAGACGCAACAAGCACAACUUCCUCUCACCGGAGUUACGAGCCCACCCAUGCUCGUGCUGGGCAGAGCUGUCACUGAAGGACUGCAAAUUGACUACCAGUACCAGGCUGGCGAAGCAAUUAAUCGCUGUGUUCUGCCAGUAUGCAACCACAAGGAGACUCGAUUCAAUCCGUCUCUGAGGAUUUUGAGGCACAAAGAUUCACAGCCGGCUCAGAAUACUUGUGUGGCGCAAUCCGUCCCGGUGUGGCCAAGCUGAAGGAGGUGGCAUUUCGUCGUGGUCGCAGCUACGGUAGUUACUGUAUCAUGCAAUCGAUGCAAAGCUACGUGUAGAUUGUCCGACUGUGCUACAAAGGCUACCAGUAGGCCCUCGCCCACGAGGGCGGGAUUAGUUUUAAGACGAAGCAAAAUAUUUGCCUCAAGUCUGCCAUUAGACUCCAGAAAUUGCGACCGCGCUGACGCUUUUGAGAUUGCGGAUGGGACUAGCUAGCUGCAGCCACUCAAUCUUGAUUGCGGAUGGGACGAGGAAUUGUGAUUGUAUACUGAGAAGGGUCCCUGGGUGUAUCCAAUUUCACCAAGGAGAAGUCUCCAAUAUCAAUUUUGUUCUUCCGAGUGAUGGCGUCUUCCACCCAUACCUGAGAGUAUAGAAAAUAAGAGUGAGCGAUGGAUCUAUUUGUAUGGUACUCGUCCCACUACAGAAUAAUGGUCC